AUGACCAGCCAGGCGUACGAGGACAAGCGGUGCGUAACAAACAAGAACGCGGGAGGCAAGAAACUUCUGGGUAAAGUGGAUGAGGGAUGCGCGUCGGCUUCGGUGGAGGUAAAAGGGGCGCAGCGAAACGCCAGUGGAACUAGGGAUGUUGGGGAGCACUGGAGCGAAGGCAAGUUGAACAAAAACAUAAGUGUGGCGCAGAAGUAUGGGGAUAAGAAGCUGCCAAACGCGCUCAUAGUCGGAGUGAAGAAAGGCGGUACGAGAGCGGUCCUGGAGUUUAUCCGGAUCCAUCCUGAUGUGCGGGCGCUGGGGACAGAGCCACACUUCUUUGACCGCAACUACGACCGAGGACUGGACUGGUACAGAAACCUGAUGCCACGGACUCUCGACAGCCAGGUCACGCUAGAAAAAACUCCCAGCUACUUCGUCACCAGAGAAGCCCCGAGGAGAAUCUCCAGCAUGUCCCACAAGACCAAGCUGAUCGUGGUAGUCCGCAACCCUGUGACCAGAGCCAUCUCGGAUUACACCCAAACCCUCUCCAAAAAACCCAACCUCCCCACGUUUGAAGAGCUGGCCUUCAAAAACAAGAGCUUGGGAAUCGUGGACACAACCUGGAACGCCAUACGAAUCGGGAUGUACAUUAUCCACUUGGAAAACUGGCUGCAGUAUUUCCGUCCCUCCCAGAUGCACUUUGUGAGCGGGGAGCGCCUCAUCACCGAUCCGGCGGGAGAAAUGGGGCGCGUCCAGGACUUUUUGGGACUGAAAAGAAUCAUUUCGGACAAGCACUUCUACUUUAAUCGCACCAAAGGAUUCCCGUGUCUUCAGAAGCCGGAGAGUAGCAGCCAGCCCCGGUGUCUGGGAAAGUCCAAGGGCAGGACUCACGUUCAGAUAGACGGGGACGUGAUCGAGCAACUGCGGGACUUUUACAGACCGUUUAAUAUCAAGUUUUAUGAAACCGUGGGAAAAGAUUUCAAAUGGGAUUAA
Messenger RNA from Knipowitschia caucasica, 984 nucleotides. NCBI's taxonomy places the organism in Eukaryota, Metazoa, Chordata, Actinopteri, Gobiiformes, Gobiidae. The record is from the annotation of a GenBank genome assembly.